AUAAUCUAUAAAGAAGAUGUGGUGAUACAAUACACUGACUAUCGUUGUGUGAGUUACUUGAAUAUUACAUUGAAAGAUACACAUUAAAUAAGAUUAAAUUGCAGAGUGACAUAAAGCUUUCGUCUAUUGUGAAUAUAAUAUGGGAACGAUGAAGAGCAACACAUUGGUAUACCAAAUAUUUUACAGCAUUAUUUCAAGAUUUUUUUUUGGUGUUAAUUUGAGUGAUGUAGAACAAUCUGAUGAUGGUGAAACAGGCGUCGUUGUGGAUGAUGAUAUGAAAACAUUUGCUAAACAUAAUGCCCGUUUGACCGUAUCAACAGCAAUCUUCCUUAUCCUCGCUUGGAUCUUUGGAAGCUUUGGUAUUGGAUUUAUUUGGCUCAUCCCGUUCCUCUUUCUCGUCUUUACCUGGUGGAACAGAACUUCAGCUCACGUUCUGAAGACUUCAAUGCGAUUUGCUGAGAUGCAAGCGCAUCGGGAACGCGCAUUUCAAAAUGCAGAGACCGCUGAAUGGUUAAACUUCGUCAUAAAUAGAUGGUGUGUUUUUAGUGAGAGCUCCAUCCUUUCCCUGAUCAAGACUAAUCUCGAUCCUUAUCUAGAAGAAUUUAAACCAUCAUUCAUAGAGUCAAUUGAGGUGGAGGAUUUCACUGUAGGUAAUCGUACACCUUACUUUAAAUACAUCGAAUGCUUUGACUCGUUUGAAGACAAUCGAAAUAUAAAAGCGUCGGAGAUAACGUUGAGAUUUCCGCCAGAGGGAUUGGCAACAAUGCCUAAGUACAAAGCAGUUAUGAACCUUGAUGUUGGUUUAUCUAGUCCAGACUCCAAGUUUAUCAUUCGAGUGAGACUUGCGAAAGGAGGAUUUUUGGAUCUCAGCACUAGCAUUUCUGUAGAAGAUCUUCACAUCAAUGGAAAGAUGCAGAUUGUGCUUUCAUUUAAUCGCAACAUUCCAUUUCCACAUCUUGCUGCCAUAUCUCUCUGUUUUCUUGAGGAACCCAAAGUUGAAUUCGACAUACGACUAUUGAAGUCAGUUCAACUGAUGGAAUUUCCUCUUUUGAAGAACUGGAUGGCUAGUCUUCUCAACGAUUGCUUGAAACUAUCUUUGGUUGAUCCCGGUAGAAUAACAAUUCCUUUAUGCGAUGAUCCUGAUGUCCUUGGCCAUGGCUCACAGUUUGCUUGCGGAGUUCUAACGUUGACAAUUAAUGGAGGGUUCGAUGGCCCUCUUACAGAUGAUACACAUUGGUGUGCAUUGAGGUUGGGCGAACAGCACUGUCAACUUAAGGAAAUCACCAAUGGAAACGAAUGGUCGGACAAAGUCUCUGUUCUUGUGUACAAUUUAAGUUGUGAUGAGCUGACAAUAAAAAUGAAAGCGAAGAGAAAACUGGGUAAUAAAUACACAGUUUUGGAGUAUCACCUCCCUUUAGCAAGAUUUACAUUGGACGUUGUCGGAAGUCAUGAGGAAACCUUGGAGAAGAGUCGUCAACGAGGUUCAAAGAUGAAAAUUUUUCUUGAAUACACUUCCCUUCCUGUGGUGAACAUUACUGAGGAUACUACAAACGAAAACUUUCAAGAAAACUACAAUAAGAUUAAAGAGCACAAUAUUGAGACAAAUGAAGUUGCAGGUGUUGUAUGUGUCGUUGUUCACAGUGCUCAAAAUUUACUUCCCAUGGACAAGAACGGUCUCAGCGAUCCUUACUGCAUUUUGUAUAAAAACAAACAAGAGGUCAAACGUACGAAUUCUGUUGCAAACACUCUUAAUCCAGUGUGGGAUAACGUGAUCGAAUUUUGUACUGCAGACUACACAAGAACUGUCAUGUCAUUGGUUAUACAUGACAAAGAUGUCACAGCUCUUGAGACAUUAAGGAUAAAAGAUGAUCCGGAUGACUUCAUGGGAUCAUGCAAUUUUUGUCUAAGCAAGGAUGAACCAUAUUUUUUCAAGAAGAAGAUUGACGUGAUGUUCCGAAUCAGCUCUAUGGAAGACGGCCUCAAAAAGGCGGGAAUAAUUUAUAUUUCCGCACUUUUUCGUCCAGUCGCCACCGUCGCUACGACUGAAAAAUUACGUCCAAUGGAAGGCUUACCUGAUGGAGAGCCGUUGCAUAAAAAAUACCUUAAAAAGAAGAAAGAUAGCCAAGCUUUAGACGCUUUAAUGAUCGCAGAAAGAGGAGGAAUGGAAAUUCAGAUCAUUCAAGGGCGAGAUCUCGUUGUGAUGGAUGUGACAGGCAAAAGUGAUCCAUUCGUUACCAUAAAAUACGGCACAAAGGAGAAGUAUCGCACUAAAGUCAUCUACAACACUCUUACACCGGUGUGGAAUGAGACCUGCAGACUUCCUCUUCCAAAUAAAAAUGAUAAAUUAACCAUUGACGUUUGGGAUAAAGAUCCAUUAAGUCAAGAAAAAAUGGGUCAUGUGACCUUUACACUGGCACAAUUAAAACAAAUGAGAAACCGUCUUGGUGCAAAGGAAUGGUACGAACUUAAGAAAGUCAAAAGCGGUGAAAUUCAAAUAGGAUUUACAUACAUUUCCUCUCAGUCGGAACAAGAUACGAGUAAUUCUAUCAUCGAGGAGGAAGAAGAAUCAGGUGCAAGAAAUGUGAAGUUAUUCAUUGUUUUUGACUUUUGCACAACAGAUUCAACGUUAGACACGGAAGACGAGAAAAUGAAUCACAGCGAAAAUGGCGAUGAUGCCAGUAGCUCAAAGGACGUGACAUUUCACAAUGUCUCAGGGGAAGUUGGUGAUGUAAAGAAUUUACCUGAACAAAAAGAUAUGCCUCAGGUGUAUUUUAAAGGAAGACUUGACAGCCACAAAGGAUGGAAAAAAAAUCGAGCAAGUUUCACUCAUAAGAACGUGCUUUUCAAGACGACACUUCUUCCGUACUCUUCGCGACAGCAUUUAGGAAUGCCGUUCAAGCAGCGGGGACCAAUCAAUUCAAGCAUGUAUAUCAUUCUCGAGGCAAAAGGAAAAGGCAAAACUCAAGAGACCAUUGACCAUGUUGCAAUCACCCUUGGAGAAUUGUUUGCAGGCAAAAAGUAUUGUUCUCGUUGGUUGAAAAUGGAAAACGGCACAACCAUCCACAUAACCAUGACGUGUGAAGAAAUUAUGGGGAUUUCUUUGAAAAUUUGAUGUUUCACAUUGGGAAUUUUUGGGAGAAAAUGACAAUUAAUGAAUUCUUUUCUAAUAGACUGCACCUGAUCUAACUUUCACUGCUUUGACAUAAUGCUCCAUUUUCAAAAAUAUUUAUAAUAAGAACUUUACCUCCUUAGCCUUAAUACAUGCCAAAUGUAAUAAAGAAAAAAAUAUAACAGAUGCAGAAACAUCUGUUCAUACAAUGGAAUAUAUGUUUUACAAAAUCGGUAAUAUUUUGGCUCUAAAAUUUGUACAGAAAUCAACAGCAUUGGUCUUAUAUCUACUGUAAUAAGCUGUUAGAAUAUAUUCUGACUAACCGCAACUGUUGGAAAAUAGUAAUGAAAAAAAGUUGCGAUCACAAUUAAUACAGCCAUAUUUUCUACAAACAAGUCGAUUUUGCAAAGUUUCAAA
This is a messenger RNA of Xenia sp. Carnegie-2017, 3526 nucleotides long. RefSeq lists its product as uncharacterized. The coding region runs from base 140 to 3112 and encodes 990 amino acids. The record is from RefSeq and is a predicted model, not a curated record. NCBI's taxonomy places the organism in Eukaryota, Metazoa, Cnidaria, Anthozoa, Malacalcyonacea, Xeniidae. Gene Ontology annotation, molecular function: lipid binding. The transcript is spliced from 27 exons.